AACGCGCGUGUAUUGUACAGUGAUUCGAAGGCACUAUGUUGUGUAAACAAAUUAUGAGUGAUAUAAUUUACGGAUGGUAGCAUUAAAAUCUGGCAUUCAGAGUUAUUCUUAUAUUUUGGAAUGUGAGGCUAGCUUUUACGUAGACAUGAUUUCAAUUGUUGCAAAAUUAUCUAGGUACUUACUAGGUUCCACAGAUUCGGAAUUAGAAACUUCAGAAAAAGAUUUUAGUGUUGUUGAUCUUCUGUCUUCAUUAGAGCAGAAUGCAGCCACUAAUGAAUCGUGUGCUCCUUCAGAAAUUGAGGGUAGUGUUGUACAAGACCUUUCCAAAGACAGUUGUUGCUGUUAUAGAGUGGGAGUAGUAACUCAUGUACAUUCGGAUUAUGCCCUGAUUGAUGAUGAGGUGUAUUGUGAUUUAAAAGAUCCUGCAUACCGCAAUAUAAAGGUCGGAAACAAAUUGGAAUAUCUUGCCUUCCGUUUAAGGCCGUCGGACGAAUGGAGAGUUAAGAAAAUUUACUCCAUACAAGAAGAAAACUGGGAAAAUUCUGAGCCAUUAAUUGAAAAGCGAGAGACCCUGUCGAGGAGUAUUGUUGGACAAGUAAUGAGCAGAGAUGGCAGAAAUGUCAUUAUAUCAGAUAAACUCAAAUUUAGCUUGGAUGACGUCUCUUGUGACUUCAUACCAGUUGAAGGAGACUGGAUACUAAUUGAUGCUCUUGUUGAAUUGGAUGGUAGUAUAGCAAAUUUGGAAGGAGAAAUUUUACAUUUAUUUUCCGUACGAGCGUUGCGAUCACGUAUUGUCACCGGACGCAUAACAAAUUACGAAAGUACAGGUGAUGGUCUCGUGGACAAGUCGAUAUAUUUCAGCAAGGAAGUCUGUGAACCAGGUUACGUUCCUGAGUUACGUGACGAAGUUAUAGUUGAGGCGAUUGAAAGUACAAAGCAGUCGGUAUUGUGGCGUGCUCUUAGCGUUGUCCCAUUGCAUACAAGCAACACAGGACAACACAACUACAACAAAACUAAAGCAGAACAGAAGAAACCUGUUUUGGAAUCAAUCUCUGUAAAUGGUGUCACUGUUACUCCUGCUGUUCUACAAUCUGGCGAACUGAAGAUAGGCGAAGAAAAAGAAAUCUCAGUUACUUUGCUGAACACUGGACAAACAAAACAGGUACUGAAAUUUUGUCAAUUUUUAAGUCAAAUGUCAUGGUCACAGCUUCGUUUGAAGUCUCCGAGUAUUGAUAAGCUUAUAGUGUUGCACCCUGGAAAAAGUUUUUCCUAUUAUUUUAUUUGCCAUGGAAGAUAUGCAGGUUGCCACACAGAGAAAUUCAGAUUUGUUUUUAAGGGCUUCAAAAUAGAGAUUGCAGUGGAAGUGAGGGUGAGAGAUGAUUCACAGAGUAAUAAUUUUAGAAAUUCACAGUCUGGUAAAAUGAAAUUUGAUACAUUAGAUGCAAUCAAACGAGAGAAUGAUGUAAGUGGCAGAUUGCUUAUUACAGGUGUGAAGCCUAAGAAGGCACCUCCUUUUGUGCCUGUUCGAAUAGGUCAAUAUGUAGUGCCAAAAUAUCUUUGGCAAUUUGUUUAUACAGUUGAAAGUCAAAGAAAAAGUGGCAUUGAACGAAGUGAAAGUUUAACAAGUGUUGUUCCAUAUUUAUCUGACAUUCUCAGUUUUAUAAAUUACAGUGAUUUUUUCCACACACUGUUGCACCUGGAAGAAAUUUCAGAAACAAUUAAGAUGAGGCAGUAUGACCUAAAAAAUGUGACCUUCAGGAUUACUGGCCCAGGUGCAGAAUUCCUAGCACUAGAAGUUCCUGGUUUAGCUGAGAAAAGACCAUCCCUUCUUGUUGGUGACAAAGCUAUUGCUGGGCUAAGUUCAAACAAAGGAAUGGAAUAUGAAGGAUUUGUUCAUGAAGUUUACCAGAGAGAAGUUUGGUUGAAGUUCAAUAAAAAUUUUCACCUCGCAUAUAAUGGAGAAGAAUAUGAUGUAACGUUUCGAAUAAGCCGUAGUGGAUACAUGAGAUGUCAUGCUGCAGUUGAUCUUGCAGUUAAAAACCUUGGUUCUGACAUGCUCUUCCCAACAACAGUUACUCUAAAAUCACCACAGCUUCAUAUUGAUGAUGAUGAUGAUGAUGAAGGGCAGCACCAGAAGAGAACUUCCAGCACUUCUAGUACAAAGGAUAAAAUUGAUUUUGCAAGGCGUAAAAUACAGUGGUUUAAUAGAAAUCUAAAUAUUUAUCAAAAGAAAGCAAUAAAAUGUAUUUUAAAAGGAGAAGCCCGUCCCCUUCCAUAUGUAAUAUUUGGUCCACCAGGAACAGGCAAAACAGUCACACUGGUAGAAGUUAUUCUUCAAAUAUUUCAUCUGAUACCUGAUAGCAGAUUGGUUGUUGCUACGCCAUCAAAUAGUUCUGCUAAUCUUGUGGCUCAGCGAUUACUGGAGUCAGGUUUGCUCCAGCCUGGCGAUAUGGUAAGACUUGUGGGUUAUCGGUACCUGGAGGAGGGUGGAAUGCCUGAGGAUCUCAUUCCUUACUGUCUCUGUGCUGAAGUAGAACAAUCACAUCUGAUGGGAAGACAUCGGAUUACUGUAGGUACUUGUGUUGCACUUGGCCAGUUGUUCGUUGCAGGAUUACCUCGUGGCCAUUUCACACAUGUACUGGUGGAUGAGGCUGGACAAGCACUUGAACCAGAACUGCUUAUUCCUGUUGCGGGAUGCCUUGAUAAGAAGUUGGGUCAGGUGGUUCUGGCAGGUGACCCGCAACAACUGGGCCCUAUAGUAUCAUCAGCUGCAGCCAAGGAAUAUGGGCUUGGCGAGUCAUAUUUGUCUCGUCUCCUACACUGCCCCCCCUAUUUGCGAGACACAGCUGGGUUUCCUGGCACAGGUUAUAACCCCCGACUUGUAACAAAGUUACUGUACAAUUAUCGUUCACUGCCUGAGAUUCUUGAAGUGCCUAACAAAAUGUUCUACAACAGUGAGUUAAUUGCUCAGAUAUCUGAAAAAGAAAGCAAUGAGGCAAAACUUCUGGCAUCAGUUGAGUCUAUACUGCCAUCACGUUCAUCACCACCUGCAGUUGUAUUUCAUGGUGUUAUUGGCACAAACUAUCAGGAUGCUGAAUGUCCAUCAUGGUAUAACCCAGAGGAAAUUGUCAUUGUAACUUCCUACAUCCAAAAACUUUACAAAUUGGGUCUGACCACUGAUCAAAUUGGAGUCAUCACACCAUAUCAAAGACAGGUUAAACGACUCAGGGAUGUUCUUAAACAGUUGGAAACAUCUAUUCCUAAAAUUGGCUCAGUAGAAGAGUUUCAAGGUCAAGAACGCAUGGUGACUAUUCUCUCAGCAGUUCGAAGUAAUGCAUAUCAUAUUGAAGAUGACAUUAGGCGUGCACUGGGGUUUGUUUCAUCACCACAGAGAUUAAAUGUGGCUAUUACAAGGGCACGAGCUUUGCUGGUAGUUGUAGGCAAUCCAGUUCUCUUAGCACGUGAUCCAUUCUGGCGAAUUCUGGUAUCAUUCUGUAUCAGCAGAAACUGUUAUAUUGGAUGUGAUUUGCCAGUGAGUAUUCAGAACAUGUGUGAUAAUCAGUUAGACAACACAUAGUUGUUAUUGAGUUCAAAAGCUUUGUUCUCCCAUAUGAAAUGUUUGGCCAGUACUGUACAACCAGUGUGCAGGAUUGUUCUUGAUUUCUAACAAAUAUGUAAAUACAGGAUAAGUAUAUGACUUGAAGUGGCACUGUGCUGCCAUAUGUGGAAAAUGCGUGUCAGACACAUGUACUGAGAAACAGUGAUGAACCAUUUUUUGUUAGCAUUAACAGAGAGAUAAUUUAAAGCUUUUUUUUGUAAUUUUUAUACUUUGAAGCCAGUUGCCAGACUGGAAAGAUUUAACUGUCAUUUUAAUAUAAUUACAGUGAUGACUUAUCAAUUA
Molecule: messenger RNA, 3901 nt
Organism: Schistocerca piceifrons (Central American locust)
Lineage: Eukaryota; Metazoa; Arthropoda; Insecta; Orthoptera; Acrididae
Gene: armi
Product: probable RNA helicase armi
Exons: 7
Coding region: 74-3577 (1167 amino acids)
Molecular function (GO): helicase activity
Source: RefSeq, a predicted model, not a curated record